Messenger RNA from Vespa velutina, 2073 nucleotides. Its product is annotated as beta-hexosaminidase subunit alpha-like. The record is from RefSeq and is a predicted model, not a curated record. Gene Ontology annotation, cellular component: membrane. Gene Ontology annotation, molecular function: beta-N-acetylhexosaminidase activity. Bases 121 to 1773 code for a protein of 550 amino acids. NCBI's taxonomy places the organism in Eukaryota, Metazoa, Arthropoda, Insecta, Hymenoptera, Vespidae. Gene Ontology annotation, biological process: ganglioside catabolic process; carbohydrate metabolic process; glycosaminoglycan metabolic process. The transcript has 7 exons.
ACAGCUCGGUAGUAUCAUCGUCAGUAGACGAUGACCGCUCGCUGCUAGCGGAUCGUUCUUAUUCGGCAAACGUGUUUUACCUGAAACGUUGAUUACUAUCAAACAAACGAACAAACAAACAUGUGUCGUUUGUAUUUAAUAAAUACAUUUUUAUUAGUCUGGCUGUUCGCAUCGUUACCAAAUUUGAGUAUACAAUUGCAUUCAUUUUCUGGUGCAUGGGUUAUACCGACCGAAGGUGAAAUUUGGCCGAUGCCGAAUCAGAGAAUCGUUCGAAAGGAAUUUUAUCUUUUAAGACCGUCGACCUUUCAAAUUCGAGCAGAAACUGAAAAUUGCGAUAUAAUCAACGAAGCUAUCGAAAGAUACAAGGGUAUAAUUCUAACCGAUGCAAGAAUAGGUAGAAUCGUUAGCGAAGGACAUCCUAGAACAUCUGCACGAAACGAUGCAUUCUUCAAGGGUACAUUAACGAGCUUGGAGAUUCAAUUAAACAAUCCUUGCCAACAUAACGGCGAAUAUUGGCCACAUUUGUUCAUGAACGAGAGUUACAUACUUGAAAUAAACGAAAUAUCAACCAAUGCUAGUCUCAUAGCUGACUCCGUUUGGGGAAUACUUCGAGGUCUUGAAACCUUUUCACAAAUCCUCGUACCAUCUGGAGACGGUCCUAUCUUGAAGUUACAAUGUCAGACGAUCGUGGAUACACCGAAAUUACGACACAGAGGUAUUCUUUUGGAUACGUCUCGUCAUUAUUUACCAGUAUCCGACAUACUUCUUACAUUGGAUGCAAUGUCCUACAACAAGCUAAACGUUUUACAUUGGCACAUAGUAGACGACAAUAGUUUCCCUUACCAAAGCUUUAAGUAUCCAGAUUUAUCAGCUAAAGGUGCUUAUCAUUCUACCAUGGUUUACACGUCCAAUGAUGUACAAAGAAUUAUUACUUAUGCGAGAUUACGUGGGAUUCGUGUUAUAUCAGAGUUUGAUACACCUGGACACGUAGCAGCUUGGGGUUUAAGUUAUCCGGAACUUCUCACAAAGUGUUAUGAUUCUACUGGUAAUCCGAAUGGUAAACUUGGACCGAUCAAUCCAACAAAACCAGAGGUUUACGAAUUCAUGAGAAAUUUAUUUUCCGAGAUAGUUGAGAUAUUUCCAGAUAAUUACGUUCAUCUCGGUGGCGACGAAGUACCUUUCGAUUGUUGGAGUAGCAAUCCCGAGAUAAAAUCAUAUAUGCAAGCUCACAAUAUGUCGAAGAAUUACGCCUUAUUAGAAGGAAAGUACAUUACCAAAUUAUUAGAGAUCACUAGCAGGUUGGGUGCCAAUUCCAUCGUAUGGCAAGAGGUUUUCGAUAACGGCGUAAAUCUUCCCAAUACCACGGUAGUACACGUGUGGACCGGACGCUGGCAGAACGAGUUAGAAAGGGCAACAAAAGCCGGACAUCCGGUUUUGCUAUCGGCUUGUUGGUAUCUCGAUCACAUAAGCAAUGGAGGCGAUUGGAAAAAGUAUUACACGUGCGAUCCUUUAGGAUUUCCGGCACCGCCCGAAGUCGACUUGAGGGAUUUGAUGUUGGGAGGUGAAGCUUGUAUGUGGGGCGAGUUUGUGGACAGGAAUAACAUUCAUCCAAGAAUUUGGCCACGGGCUAGUGCCGCAGCCGAACGUUUGUGGAGCGAACAAGCGGAAAGUUUGACUGAAGCAUCGAGACGCCUCGAAGAACACGCCUGUCGUAUGAACAGACGGGGUAUACCAGCCCAGCCACCGAACGGACCAGGAUUUUGUGUUCUUUGAUUAGCCACAAGCCUAACUUUAUACUCGAAAGUUUCAUCGACAUUUAUUCGUCAUUGGAAAAAUGAAAAUAGCAUCAUGUAGGGGCAACAUUUUCCUCUCUAUUCGCAUUUUUUCAUACCUAUUUUUAAAUAAAGUAAAUAAUUCAAGAAUCUUAAAUUUAUAUAUAUAAGCGAUAUAAUAAUUUACAUUUCUUUACGAGUGUGUCACGUCUUUAAGGUAGGAACAAUUACUGUUCCAAGCGAAUAACAACUGACUCUCACUGUAGUCAUGACAAUGAAAAAAUAAACAGUCUUCGCAAAA